This is a messenger RNA of Lactuca saligna, 675 nucleotides long. The record is from the annotation of a GenBank genome assembly. NCBI's taxonomy places the organism in Eukaryota, Viridiplantae, Streptophyta, Magnoliopsida, Asterales, Asteraceae.
AUGCUUAAAAAGGUUGAUCCCACUAAUCCUAUUUUGGUGGCGUACAUGCAAACUAUCAAUCCUUCGAUUGAAAUGGGGGUUUUACUUCGAAAAAGCACUGCUACCACAUCAAAAAAGAGAAAGGAGUCCAAGAAACAGGCUAAGGAGAGUCCUUCAACACUAGAGCAAGUGGAGAAUGUUGUUAAAGUCACUUCAAUAAAGGUGGUUAAGUCUGCUCAACCAUCGAAGGAAAUACACAAGCUUAUUGUUGAUGAAUCUUUUUCACCUAUGUCGGAGGUCAUGCCUUCGAAAUCUGGGAUUUUAAAACUCUUGAAGAAGAUGGCUCACUGGCCUCGUCAUUCUUCAGAUAGGUCUAGCAGUUUUUCUCCUAAGGUUGGUUUGCAGAUCACUCGUAAGUUCCAAAUUAAUCGCAAAGGUGUUGUGAUUCGAGAGAUUCCAACUCCUGUCUCUCUGGUGUCUAAAAAGCAAAGGGCUGGAGAUAUGGCUAAAAAGCUUGUUAAAAGGAAAAAUAAAGUGGUAAUUGAGAAUGAAGAUGAAGUUAUAGCGGCAUCACCUAUUCAUGAUCAUUAUACGAUUGUUUCCUCACCGAAGAAAGUGGUAAUUGAGAAUGAAGAUGAAGUUGUAGCGGCAUCACCUAUUCAUGAUCAUGAUACGAUUGUUUCCUCACCGAAGUGA